UUAGCCUUAUGUGUAGUUAUUUAGUUAAGAAAACGUCUUUCAUUUCCUAUUAUGUCAUACUUUAGCUAUUUAAUACAUUGAUGAUACAUGAUAGCUACAUUUAGUAACAGUAGCUUUAGAACAAACCUUUAGAUUAGAUUCUCUCUUGGCACAUGUCAGUAUUAGCAGUUUAAAUAAAACCUGCUUAAAAUGUAUUGCUAACUUAAACAUUUGGAAUACAAGUCAUAAUGUAUUAAUAGGCAGUUUAUAAAUUUAUGCAAAAUAAUCCACUGGUCCAUUUCUCCUACCAUUUAUCCAUAAUUUAAAAUAAAGUAAAACAAAUUUUUUGUAGCUCUGAAGUUGCAUAAAACAUUGUGUAAAGCUGUAAAAAUGCAUGAUGUCUUGAAUUAUUAUUACAGAAAAUUCAGCCUGAUGGCUCUAUCUAAACCAGAGACUCUUUCACUGGAAUGCAGUGAGCUCCCUGACCAGGUUCUGUUUGUGGGAGAAGUAACCUUGGGUGAGAAUGCCAGAGACAUUAUGCAACAGAAGACCGAAAAGCAGAAGCAGAAACAGAUAAUUUUAAUGGCUGCAGUUGCCCUUCUCAAUUCUGGUGGGGGUAUAGUCCGUGCGGAGAUCAAUAAUGAGAACUACAGCUAUCUCUCAGAUGGUUUAGGCCUGGACCUAGACAAGGCUUUGAAACAGCUGGUUAAUCCAUCGGCUGCAGAAGAUUACUUUGGGUUUUUGCAAAUAGGAGUGAACUUCUUCAUUUUCGUGAAAACAUGGAGCUCCAUUGGGGGUCGGGUACGUCUUUGUAGUAUUGACACCGGCCUCCGAAUAAGAUCUGGAACAUCAGCUUCAAAUGUUGAAAAUUAUGCAGUAACAGAGUUCUUAAGGAAGCAGAAGAUGAAGAGAAAUUUGGCAAAAGGACAAGGUGAGAGCAGGUUCACCCUGAGCACCUCCAGUGGCGNUGGUCAGCAGCUGUUUGAAAGACAGGAAGUUCAGCCUGGAGAAGAGUUACCAUUUGGGGAGAGUGUGAAUGUGGAGCUGAAGAGUUUUAGUAAUGAAAAAAACCUUUUUAAAAGACUUAAAGGAAUCAUUCCAAAGUACAUAAGUGCCUUUGCCAACACUGAUGGGGGCUACCUCUUCAUUGGUGUUGAUGACAAAACAAGAAAAGUUGUUGGAUGUGGCAAAGGUCUUAACAAGGAAUCCAUAAAGACAGAAGUCGAAGUCAUGUGCCGCAAGGUUAUCAAAGUUCCCUGCUCAGGCUGCACUCAGGAGAAUGACUGGUCUGUGGAAGUCCGCAUCCUCGACGUUCUUGGGGGAAAUGUCAGUGACCCUCUAUAUGUUGUGGCUAUACACAUUCCAAAGUUUUGCUGCACUGUUUUUGAAAAACAUCCGGAUUCAUGGCACCUUGAGGGCACAGAGGUGUGCCAGAUACAGGCUGCAGUCUGGAUGGAAAAGGUGCAGGUGACUGAUUCAGAGAAUACGGAGUUAUGUGCACAGUUUGAGAAAGUGCUCAGUCAGAAUGCUGCUCCUCCAAAAUGCAAGCCAGUCUAUGGGAUCAGAGAUGACCACCUAAGUUCUUUGCAGCAGAAAUUGUUCCCUAUUUAUGAAGGGAAAGUAACAAUCACACCCGAUGACCUUAAACAGAAUUGGGAAAAGUAUCCAAAUCUUCAAAACUUGAUGCCAGAAGACAGCCAAGGAGUCCUGAUUCUCUCCAACAGCUGGGCAGUUGAUAUUGACAGACCAAAAAACAAGGAGGUCAUUUGUGAAGCCCUCCUGAUCUGUGAACAGGAUUACCCUAAACUUUUCUUCAUGGUGGAAAAUGGAAGCUCUGAUCUGUGGGAAUAUGCCAAGGAUACUGCCUUCCACCUCAGACAGAAGUUUGUGAAUCUUGGAGGCUAUUCAGAAUGGGUCUGUGUGAUCCCACAACUGGUGAACUGUAAGACAGGGCAGUUACUACCAAGAAAUCAGGGUAGUCCUGAUACUGUGAUAGAGCAUCGGUACCCAAAGUGCUACAAGCCUGAGAACAUGGAGGAAGUGCGAGCCUUACUACAGGCCCUGGUGAUUGUAGUAAUGAGCUUCACUUCAGCACUCAGCAAUCAGUUAGGGCAGGAGUUCUUGAAUUUGCUCACAUUUGAGCAGUUCCAAAUCCUUCACUCAAAAUAUGACGUACAGGACAUGAGACAGCUGUUUGUUCACGGCUAUCCUGGAACAGGGAAGACUGUGCUGGCAACCCUGGUAAUCAGGAGGAUUAAAAAUACAUUUGGGUGUGAAACAAGUAAUAUCCUUUACAUCUGUGAAAACGCACCACUAAACGUUUCUAGUUUUUUUAUUCAAAACUUCGUAAAAUAUUGUUUUUUUAAAAUGUAUUUUAAAAAUUGUUUUUUUAAAAUUGAUUUGGUAACAAGUGUAACAGAGCCCUUUUUCUUCAGAAAAAUAUACUUCAUGGAAGAAUUAUUUCCAGGUAUUAAGCACAUAAUUGUGGAUGAAGCCCAGAAUUUCUGCCUGGAAGGAGAUUGGUAUAAAAAAGCAAGACAGAUAGUGGAACCAGAGAAUGGUGUGUUUUUGGAUUACUUUCAGCAGCGUUACAUAGAACCUAAUGGUUUACCAUUACCUUCAAGACAAACCAAUAAAGUUAUUUUAGUGAAAUCCUUGUGGAAUAGCUGCAUGCACUCACUUUCAGGUUAUUAUGAAGAGAUAAUCACAACAAAAAAAGAAAAAUUAUCCAUACUGACAUCACUCUUAAAAAACCCGUUAAGACAAGGAACCUUUCCAAAAGAUAUUGCCAUUAUUGGUUUAACUUGGAUUAGCACUGAUAGUGUGAAACUUCGUUUGACAUGGGAAAUUAACCUUCCUUUGGGUUCAGCAGAGAAUUUAGAUGAAAAUGUGGUUGUUGUUGACUCAGUUCGCAGGUUCUCUGGUCUGGAGAGAAACAUUGUCUUAAUCUAGUGGUUCAGAGAAAAAUAAAAGACCAGUUUUUCAUUUCGGCUAUCUCCAGAGAUAGAAUACAACUAUGUUAUUUUUGUGAAAGUGUAAAAUUUUUGCUCUUUCCUAAGUCUGUCAAAGGUACUGCAAUGUAAAUAUGGCCAUUUCUUUUUGUCCAUCCUAAGCUGUGGCCCAAUCUACCUUGCUGCUCCUUUUGCUUAUUGAUAUGUAUAAUUAUCUAGCAUUCCAAGUUUUGGUUACACUUUACAUUAACAGCACCUUCAUAAUACCUUUGUAAUGCAUUCUGAGAACAUCCAGAGCAGCAUGUAAGCAUGUCGCAAUAUACUAACAUACCUUAACAGCUUUAAUAUACAUUAAUAAACA
This is a messenger RNA of Paramormyrops kingsleyae, 3291 nucleotides long. Lineage: Eukaryota; Metazoa; Chordata; Actinopteri; Osteoglossiformes; Mormyridae. The record is from RefSeq and is a predicted model, not a curated record.